Messenger RNA from Habropoda laboriosa, 1754 nucleotides. RefSeq lists its product as uncharacterized. The transcript is spliced from 4 exons. NCBI's taxonomy places the organism in Eukaryota, Metazoa, Arthropoda, Insecta, Hymenoptera, Apidae. The record is from RefSeq and is a predicted model, not a curated record. Bases 120 to 1754 code for a protein of 544 amino acids.
ACACAUUUGAUUCAGAGGAACAUUGAACAUGAUAUUGUGCGCGGUGAAUAUUUACGAGACUCAACAGUGAAAAAUUUGAAAUAGUUUUGUAAAAUUCUGAUGACAAACUAUUAAAUAAAAUGACAACGAUGGAACAAAUGGACAUAUCCUUGCCAUUCGCAUUGAAACGGGAGCGAGAAGAAUUUGACAUAGGAGAUACCGACGAUGAUAACACUAGUCUCGAGGAUAUUAACAAUCUCCUGUCAAUAUCAAUACCUUCUCUUGCGGCGAAUAAAUUUCAUAUUCCCACCGAUCCAAGUGAUGAAUUUCUUCGACUAACUACUACGGUUCGUGCUGUGUAUUUCUCAUAUCUUCACAAAUGUUUGCUUACCAAUUACAUUCUUUGUUAUAAAGAAAAGAUUGAAGAUAUUCCAUGUGAUCAAUUAAAAAAGUGUGCAAAUCAAAUGGAAUUACUUGCAGUGCGAUCAUCUUUAGAAGCAACAUUGUAUAGGCAAAACAUGUUAAAAUUAAUUUCAGAUGUGAAGUCACAUACAUCAGAGAAAAGAGCGUAUAAGAAUUUGGUAAUAUUUUUAGAAACCCCACCAACUAAGGUAGAUGCUGGAGUUCAAACAAUGAAUUCAUGGGCAGAAUUAGAAAGAGCAGAUAACAUUCAAAGCAUUUGUAUUACUUCUAAUUGUGAAGAAUUAUCUUCCACAAAAGAAACCCCACUGCACAAAGAAGAAGAAGAAGAAGAUAUAAAUGAUGAAAAUGAUGAAAAUGAAGAUUGUGAUGUAUCUUCUCAGAUAACUGUUUAUAAUAAUACAGCUUCACCUACUGUAAAUUCCACUAGUUUUCAUGACACAGAACAUGAUAAGUUCAAUAAUGAAUCAGAUGAAGAUAUUAGUAAAAUGCUAGCUGAUGAAGAAACAAUGAAAGAAGAUAGCAAUAUUUUUAGUUGCAUACAAGAUAGUUCUAACACUUUAGCUACAAAUCAAUCUAAUGUUCAAAAUGAUGAUGAAAAUUCGCAAGAUUCACUUUUACAGCAUAUGGAAGAUAUGUUUUGCGAUAGUGAUGAUAGUAGUGAUCUUAUGACGCUAAUUGAGAAACAUUCAGGUGUUACUAAAGCUAAUAUGGAUAAAGAAAUUAAUGCUCUUCUUCCACAUAAUUCCAAUGGCUCUAUUAAGAUAUCUGGAAGUAAUAAUAGUACAAAAAUUAAUUCUACCAAAAGCAAUAAUAUGAAAGCAUCAGAUACAAGUACAGGAAAGUACAGUUUUAGUUAUUAUAAAGAGAUGAAAAACAGAGAAGCUAAUAAAUCGUUACCAAUAGAAAGUGAAACAGUAGAAACCAAACAGAAACGAAGAAUGAACAGUAUUUGGUUUGUUGAACGCGUGUAUCAAGUAUCAAAACUAAAGGCAAAGAUGACAGAAUUGUCUUUAAAAAAUUAUAGAAAGCAUGGAAGAGUUAAAGAAAAAUUUAUUCAACUAUUUGGAGAGUCUGAUGAUGAGGAAAUGAUGCCAGAUUCACCAAUUUGUAUAGAAGAACAUUUGACUGCAUGCAAAGAAAGGAUAGCUCCAUGGAUUGUAAAACAUUUAAUGCCAUUCUAUAAGAAGCGAAGAAUUAAAGACAGACAACUCUUUAAAGUAGUUGCAAAGCAUAUAGCUGAUAUGCUUAUUAUUGAAAAUACGUUUCCCGAACAAGACUGUGUGAGCAAAUAUAUAGAAAUAUACUUCAAAAAUAAAAAAUUCAUUAAAACUAAACAGGAUGUGUAUUUAUAA